Messenger RNA from Lolium rigidum, 624 nucleotides. Its product is annotated as zinc finger protein CONSTANS-LIKE 1-like. The coding region runs from base 40 to 624 and encodes 194 amino acids. The transcript is spliced from 2 exons. Gene Ontology annotation, cellular component: nucleus. Gene Ontology annotation, biological process: regulation of flower development. The record is from RefSeq and is a predicted model, not a curated record. NCBI's taxonomy places the organism in Eukaryota, Viridiplantae, Streptophyta, Magnoliopsida, Poales, Poaceae. Gene Ontology annotation, molecular function: protein binding.
AGGCAGCACAGUGAUCUCUCCACAGAGAACAAGUUGACAAUGUAUCACUGGAGCACAUCAUCUUCUUCCUCCAGUACUCCUUGCUAUAGCAACGGCAGCGGUAGCAGCAAUGGUCCCUUGCUCCCCUCCAUGGCGUCCAACAGCUACGGCGAUCUGUCGUUACAAGAGCAGCUGCAGCAGCACUACUACCCCUCCCCGCCUAUGAUGCCGCGCGUGAUGAGUGCGGGAGACCUCCAACAAGCUCCUGCGCAUGCGCCGGCGCCGGCGGCGAGGUACAGCGCGGAGGAGCGGCGGGAGCGCAUCGAAAAGUACCGCACCAAGCGCAACCAGCGCAACUUCCAGAAGAAGAUCACAUACGCUUGCCGGAAGACGCUGGCGGACAGCCGGCCGCGCGUGAAGGGCCGCUUCGCCCGCAACGUCGACGACGACGGGGCUACGGAUCAGCAGGAGGACGCGACGACGGCGGCGUCCAUGGGAGAGGUGUCUAAUUUCUUGAACGACGGAAGCAGCAGCAGCGGCGGCAUGCCGCCGGAGUGGUGGCCGGCAAUGCAGGGCGAGCUGGCCAUUGAGGACGAGGAGCUCAUCGCCUCCUACCUCGCCGUCUCCUCCAUCAACCUCUACUAG